Dichomitus squalens LYAD-421 SS1 is the source of this 597-nucleotide messenger RNA. RefSeq lists its product as uncharacterized. The record is from RefSeq and is a predicted model, not a curated record. Bases 1 to 597 code for a protein of 198 amino acids. The transcript is spliced from 4 exons. NCBI's taxonomy places the organism in Eukaryota, Fungi, Basidiomycota, Agaricomycetes, Polyporales, Polyporaceae. Gene Ontology annotation, molecular function: monooxygenase activity; heme binding; oxidoreductase activity, acting on paired donors, with incorporation or reduction of molecular oxygen.
AUGCCCAAAGACCCAACGAAUCUUGAGAAGAACUUACCACAGUCCAUCGCUGCGCUGCUCGUCCGGACCCUCUACGGUUUCGACGUACAAGACAGACACGACAGGAUGCCCAAGCUCCCACGGGACUGUAUUGAUGGAACGCGCGAGCUCCGCAUCUCAGGCUGUUUCCUUAUGAACUUCCUUCCCAUCCUGCGCCUCGCGCCAUCGUUCGUCCUCUUUCAGCGCAAGCUCGCGAGAUGGUGCCUGGUGAACAUCUGGUUGACGAAAUGGUUCUCAAAUUGGGGAGAACGCGACGCAUACCCUUGUAUGAUCGGCGAAGACAUCGCGGUUUUUACUGGUGAGAGCAAAGAUGAAGACAUGCCUUCGGCAGCAUACAUGGCCGUGCCGUUAGUUAACGCGGCAGGGACGGACAUGACCAUGUCUAUCCUCCAAAUCAUCAUCUUCGCCAUGUCCCUCAACCCCCCUAUUCAAGCCCAAGUGCAGGCAGAGCGGGACGCAAUUGUCGGUCCCGACCGACUCCCUGACUUCAGCGACCGCGAGUCCCCCGUGUACCUCGACGCAAUCAUCAAAAGGGCGAUGCGCUGGAUUCCGUCUUAA